CCUCUACAUUCCGCCCGUCGGCGACCACUACGGACGCAUCGGGGGGUUGGAUCUCCGGCGAGGACGAGGCGAGCUCCGAUGGCGAGCGGAGGCGGAUACGCCUGGGCCCUCGCGGCGGGCCUCAACGCCGCGCUCGCCGCCAUAUCCGCCAAGUUCUUCGCCCCUACGCUGCUGAAAUACGGCAUGGUGAUACUUUUCAACGUGACGAUGUGGGGGUGCUACGUCAACAGCCUCAAGGCUCUCUCGUCACUCCAGGCAACCGUCACCAACUUCGCCGCCAACUUCAUCUCGUCCGGUCUUGCAGGGUAUUUCCUGUUUCAGGAGCCACUGCCUUCUAAGUGGUUUGCAGGUGCCAGUCUGAUCAUUCUUGGUGUGUUUAUCCUCAGCAAAUCAAGCAUUGAGAAGAAACAGAACUCUGAUUGAUUGGAAUGUGCUGCCACGGGGUGUUAGCUGUGACACAAAUUAUGCUAGCUUUAUAGCUCUAUUUCGAGUGGACAUUUGCCGAUCCAACUGCAGUGCUAAAGUUCGACCAUAGUUUGUGUAUUUGGUCUCAGCUCAUCCACUAACUGAUACAGCUGAACAGCUGAGUUGAGAUCCACCACCUAGAUUGUAAUUGUAAGUACGAAGUGGCCACACGAUCAAAGAGUUGAUUGCUCUGAUUUCAUGGGGGAGGGCAUUCAAACUGUUGUAGCAGUAUCUAUGGUAAAUUUGUGACAUCAGAGUUAAGCAGGUCUCUUAUUGUUUCUAGUCA
Lolium perenne is the source of this 751-nucleotide messenger RNA. RefSeq lists its product as uncharacterized. Lineage: Eukaryota; Viridiplantae; Streptophyta; Magnoliopsida; Poales; Poaceae. The record is from RefSeq and is a predicted model, not a curated record.